This is a messenger RNA of Durusdinium trenchii, 798 nucleotides long. Lineage: Eukaryota; Dinophyceae; Suessiales; Symbiodiniaceae. The record is from the annotation of a GenBank genome assembly.
AUGGACAACGCCAUAGCGCAACAGCUGCCGGAGAGGCUGAAGGCCUGCGAUGGACAACAAGCUGUACCUGAUUGCAGAACAGAAAGCACUGCAGGAAAGUGCUGCUGCCCAACAGGUCAACAAGUGGGAGAGGACGGUUGUAAGGGCUGCGGGGCUCUCAAAGAGAGGCUGUCCGCCUUGCUCGAGCUACACCUUCUCCACUCGAUAGAUCCAGGCGCGGGAGAGUACAGUUUCUACAUCAUGUUAUUUGGUUCCCUUGUGUUGCUACCGUUCCCCUGGGCUCUCUUAGCGCAAGUGCUUUGGCAAUUUGCCAAGCCCAAUGAGAGCUUUUUGCAGCAUGAAGCUUGGGAGCAGCGGAAACACUUCGCAGAGACCUGGAUUGGCAACCUGCAUGGCCCUUCAACUAUCAAUGUGGCGAACCUUGCUGGAGAAUGCCGACCUAUCCCAGGAUUCAGGGAGACAUCACUGCUGCUCCACUUGCGCAGGUCUGUUGCAGAAGUGUUCAGCGUGAAUUUCCUGGAGGUCGGGCUGGUCUUUGGUGGAGAGCUCCUUUUACCAGACUUGGAUUUUAAGACCCUGGGCGAUUUGGAUAUCUACGAUGGGUGCACAGUGUCAUUCAUCCAUCAGAUGUGUGCAGACAGGCAGAGGUGCCUCCAAGAAAUGAAAGACUGGCGGGCUGCUCUGAAAGGAGUGUUUUCACCUAUUUUGGCCGCAACAGUAACGUGUACAAGGCGCUUGAGUGCCCUCACCUUGGGCAGCUGCGUCUUGCAGAAGCUACCCCAGACAACUUCGGGUUAA